GUGUGAUUUUGAUACAUAGAAAUAUACACACCCAACUCUUCUUCCUCAAAUCAAUUCAUCCGUCGCGAUGGUUGCUGCCGUCAUCAAGGCCGCCGUCGCCGAUGCCGCACUCACCUUUAUGUGGAUUUUCUGCGCCUCCUCGCUCGGCGCUGUCACCUUCGUCGUCGCCUCAGCUCUCGGCGUCGCCCCCGGCCUGCCCUCCCUUUUUAUCACCACUUUCCUCAUCUUUAUACUAUUGUUCGUUUUCGGCUUCAUCGGCGAUCUCCUCGGCGGCGCCUCCUUCAAUCCCACCGGCACUGCCGCCUUUUACGCGGCUGGCCUCGGUGGCGCUGACUCACUCAUCUCCGCCGCAGUCCGCUUUCCCGCUCAGGCAGCUGGUGCAGUGGGUGGUGCGGUGGCGAUUGUAGAAGUGAUGCCGGUGCAGUACAAGCACAUGCUCGGCGGUCCUUCUCUAAAGGUUGACACCAACACCGGGGCAAUUGCUGAGGGGGUUUUAACCUUUGUGAUCAGCUUGGCUGUGCUCUUCAUUAUCAUUAAGGGUCCUAGAAGCAUGAUUCUCAAGAACUGGAUGCUUGCUAUGUCUACUGUGUCUCUUGUCGUUGCAGGUUCCUCCUAUACAGGACCCUCCAUGAAUCCUGCUAAUGCAUUUGGGUGGGCUUAUGUAAACAAUACGCACGAUACUUGGGAGCAUUUUCUUGUGUACUGGAUCAGUCCCUUCAUCGGAGCAAUACUGGCCGCAUGGGUAUUCCGUUUUCUAUGUCCUCCACCUCCAAAGGAGAAGAAAGCUUGAAAGGGAUAUGGAAUCAUUGUUAGGAACACAUUUAAUUGCUUUUUACUAUGGCUAUUUAGUUAAUGGAAGUGCAACUCGUUUCUUUCAGAUUGCACUUAGUUGACAUUUUAGUACUUUUAAAUUAGUAGUUCGUUUCCUAGUCAAAUAAAUAUUCAAUUUGUGGUUGAUGAAUUAUGGUUUAUUAGUUUAUAUAAGGAAAAAAAAGUGUAUGGUUGCUUCCAA
Molecule: messenger RNA, 1012 nt
Organism: Salvia miltiorrhiza (redroot sage)
Lineage: Eukaryota; Viridiplantae; Streptophyta; Magnoliopsida; Lamiales; Lamiaceae
Product: aquaporin SIP1-1
Exons: 3
Coding region: 68-790 (240 amino acids)
Biological process (GO): transmembrane transport
Cellular component (GO): membrane
Molecular function (GO): water channel activity
Source: RefSeq, a predicted model, not a curated record